This is a messenger RNA of Scylla paramamosain (green mud crab), 836 nucleotides long. Its product is annotated as NPC intracellular cholesterol transporter 2-like. Gene Ontology annotation, biological process: sterol transport. Gene Ontology annotation, molecular function: sterol binding. The record is from RefSeq and is a predicted model, not a curated record. The transcript has 4 exons. NCBI's taxonomy places the organism in Eukaryota, Metazoa, Arthropoda, Malacostraca, Decapoda, Portunidae. The coding region runs from base 75 to 521 and encodes 148 amino acids.
GUAUAUAUAGUACGCCAUCUCACACCCCAUCGCAAUGUCUGAGCACCCUGUCCCCCUUUGAGCACUGGGCGAGGAUGGAGAGGCGCACGUUACUGGGGAUGGUGGUGGUGGUGGUGGCGUGGCUCGGCGCAGCUCAGGCAACGCUUUAUCAGGACUGCGGUUCCACGGCGGAGAUUCACGAGUUCUCCCUGUCGUAUUGCGAGGUGCCGCCCUGCAUCGUGCACCGCCCCAGCAACUAUGACGUCAACAUCACCUUCACGCCAACUUCCGGCGCCUCAGAGCUGGAGACUAUCAUCAUAGCCACCAUCUCGGGUGUCGACUUCCCCUGGCCGGGUCCCGAAGGCUGCUCCCAACUGGAGAAUGACGUCUGUCCCCUGCAGGUUGGCCACAAGUACAAGUACAGCGCCUUCAUGCCCGUGCUGGAGGAGUACCCGGCCAUCUCCGUGGUGGUGAAGUGGGAGCUGAAGGACGAGAACGACGUGAUCCACUUCUGCGCACUGUUCCCCAUCACCAUUGUCUGAGGCAGCGAGAGAGGUGCAUCCACUCCCUCCCCCUCCCAUGGAACCUCCGGCCCUUACUCAGUCCUCACGUCUUGUCAAGCAUUGUUCUCAGUCCUCACACAGCCCCGGCGCCUCGUUCAUACUUUUAACACGCUCUUCUGGAAGUUACUGUGACUUCUAAGAGUAUUCAUGAUUCUAGUGAUAAUUUAGCAGGGAUUUAUGCAUCAUCAGUAGGUGAUAAUAAUGAUGAUGAUAAUGAUAAUAAUAAUAAUAAUAAUAAUAAUAAUAAUAAUAAUAAUAAUAAUAAUAAUAAUAAUAAAAUACAUGAGAAACCAA